AUGGCAGGACUAUCGACGCUGAGCGACAUGGCCGGUUAUGUGUCCAUAGGUUGCUGGCUGGGCGCUCAAUUUCCCCAAGUUCUGGAGAACAUACGACGCCAGUCUUGUGAAGGCCUUGCUCUUCCAUUUCUUGGAAACUGGUUCCUCGGGGAUCUGUCGAAUCUCAUCGGGUGCCUGCUAACGCACCAGCUUCCCUUCCAAACAUAUCUCGCAACCUACUUUGUAUUUGUGGACUUGACAUUAGUAGUCCAAUACUUCUAUUACUACCGAAAGGCGUCAUUGGCCAUGGCCACGGCCAUUCGAACUCGACCUCGAGCGACAUCCACUUUAAGCCAGCGUUCCGUUGACCGUGCAGCCCCUCGGUAUCGGACACUUUCGGCGGUCGCCGCCAACGUCGCCCACGCGGCAGCGCUUGCAGCCCAGCACGAGGAAUCCACGCAUCCUAGACGCUCUCGCCACGGCCGCUCGCAAAGGGAACAAGGUUCUGAGGUAGUGCACGAGGGUUCCAGCACCCGCAUGGCUGAAUCUCAAGAUCCGCACCUGGACGGCGAUGAUGACGAUGAGGUCAAUCCCAUGGCACUCAGCUUUUAUUCCGAGGGAGGGGAUAGACACAAGGGCCGGGUUACAUGGAGUGCUGAACGGGGUGCGAGUUUAGGACGCUCUCGGACGCGGAGCACCGUCCUUCCCAACCCCACGACUGACUUGCACGAUCGCGACCGGGGACGAUCAACGCAACGCAGUGUGGACAUGGAUAUGGGCGAAGAAGUAGAAACGCCAACCGUUAGAAAAGCCUCACGAGCGAGUAAACGAGGUGCCAGCCUCAUAUUUCUCAGCGUAUGGACUCUCUUCGGCAUAGGAUCCUAUGCAAACAACUACAACAGUGCUUCGCCAGGUACAACAGAUGUCGGUCGAUUAGUUUCGACAGGAGGAAUCCCGAUACCAUUCACUUCAUCCACACCAUUUCCCGACGACACCAUAUACCACGCCCCACCAGCGCCCAUCAUUAUCGAUACCAAUAAUCAUGGCAUAUCUCCACAAGAAGAACCCCCUCAUACUCCCCCACCAGAUUCCGACCACAAACUAUCAUCUGAACGCAUCUUAGGCCGCAUCUUCGCAUGGCUGUGUACAACGCUAUAUCUGACCUCCCGACUGCCGCAAAUCUGGAAGAAUUUUGUUAGAAAAUCUGUAGAGGGUCUUUCGAUGUACUUAUUCGUCUUUGCUUUCCUGGGUAAUUGCUUCUACGUACUGUCUAUAAUGACCUCCCCAAAAGUCCAACAACCACCUCCAAUAUCUACCGACUUCCUCAAGGAGAGCCUUCCGUACUUACUAGGCAGCGGUGGCACGCUGCUCUUCGACGUCACCAUCGUCUCACAAUCAUUCAUCUACCGGCCAAAACCCCGACAUCACAGGUCGCGCAGCAAUCGACUUUCGGAGGAAGAGGCUGGGUUGCUUACCGGGGACUCGUUGGCCACCACGACGCACAAUCCCUAG
Pleurotus ostreatus (oyster mushroom) is the source of this 1491-nucleotide messenger RNA. RefSeq lists its product as uncharacterized. The coding region runs from base 1 to 1491 and encodes 496 amino acids. The transcript has 7 exons. NCBI's taxonomy places the organism in Eukaryota, Fungi, Basidiomycota, Agaricomycetes, Agaricales, Pleurotaceae. The record is from RefSeq and is a predicted model, not a curated record.